Messenger RNA from Acanthosepion pharaonis, 576 nucleotides. The record is from the annotation of a GenBank genome assembly. NCBI's taxonomy places the organism in Eukaryota, Metazoa, Mollusca, Cephalopoda, Sepiida, Sepiidae.
AUGACCGUACGGGGACAAAGAGGGACGGGAAAGACUCAGAAAUACCCGACUGUUCCGUGGCAAGGUACUGACACAAGAAACCGGUGGCAGAAACGUUGUCAGAAGCAAUAUCAUAGCGAGCGUGAAGAAUAUGCGUCUCCCUCCUCUCUGCUCUGUCUCCCUCUCCCUCCUCUCGGCUCCCUGCUCUCCCUCUCCCUCCUCUCGGCUCCCUGCUCUCCCUCUUCCUACUCUCUGAUAUAUCGCCCUCUCUCUCCUCUCUGCUCUCUCUCCCUCUGCCUCCUCUCUGCCUCUGCUCCCUCUCUCUCUCUUCCUCCUCUCUGCUCUCUCUCCCUCUGCCUCCUCUCUGCUCCCUGCUCCCUCUCUCUCUUCCUCUUCCUCCUCUCUGCUCUCUCUCCGUCUUCCUCUUCUCUGCUCUUUGCUCCCUCUCUCUCUUUAUCUUCUUCUCUAUCUCUCUCUUCCUCUUAUGCUCCCCUCUCUUCCUCUUCCUACUCUAUGCUCUCUGCUCUCUCUUGUCUUCUCCUCUCUCUCUCCACCUCUGCUCUCUUCCUCUGUCUCUCCCGUCUUCCUCUUCUCUGA